UGCAGAAGUAUGAACUUAAGGGUGAAUGAGAUGAAGAACAUAGGAAGAAAGAAUCUGAAACAAGCAGCUUCCGAGCAGGAUUUCAAGCUUAAGCAAUGUCAGAGUAUUGCCCAGAUAAUGGAUACAAAAGGAGAUAACUCAUCAAAGUUGUUUAAACGGAAGAAAAGAAGAUCAAGUCGCGCUUAUAACUUGUUGGUCAUGGGCUGUUUUCUGGGUCUACCUUUAAGGACAAGAAGAAGAAGAAGAAGAUAUAUGUCCGAGAUCCCUCUGGAUCUUUUGGUCGAAAUUCUUAUCAGACUGCCGGGAAAGUACUUGGCGAGGUUCAAGUGCGUCUCAAAGCAGUGGUCAUCACUCAUCUCUUCUCCAUAUUUUUGCGAACGUUUACUUACGAUCACUCAACGGAAACAACAUCUAUACAUGUGUUUGGUGGAUAAAGACGGGCAACGUGCACUGCUGUCCAUGUCACCAACCUCUCCAGACAACACUUGUUUUGUGGUCGACCAAGAUUUGAGCAUCCCAGGGAUGGGAGGCUACUACUUGAACGGCCUCCACGGCUUGAUGUGUUUCUCAAUGAGAAAAAGGACUUGUAUAUACAACCCCACCACCGGACAGCGCUUGACCUUACCCAAGAUUAAGCCCGACAUCAUAGCCGAACCAGGUCAAAAACAGUUUAUUAAGCGGAACCAUAUCGGAUACGACCCUGUUGAUAAUCAAUACAAACUAUUAUGCACAAUUGUUAUAUAUUCAGACAAAUUGCUUAAUCUGAAGACGGAGCACUGGGUGUUCGUGCUAGAAGCUGGAGGCUCGUGGAAAAAGGUUGUCCCGAGUGAGAAUUAUCGUCCUCAUGCCCCUUUUGUACCAGGACAAUCUAUCAGUGGAUCAGUAGUAUAUUAUCUGGCGUGGCAUAAUAUGUACACUUAUGCGAUUGUGAGUUUUGACGUUAGGUCUGAAGAGUUUACUACCAUCAUAGCAUUUGUGGAUGACAGAUAUGCUAUUCCUGCAUUUGAGAUGAGAGCAGAACUUAUAAAGUAUGGUGGAAAAAUCGCUAUUUUCGAAUAUAGCUACUUACGAACUGAGGGUACGACGACAUUAAGGGUAUUGGAAGAUGCUGAGAAAAAGGAAUGGUCGACGAGGAGCCUAGUUUUGCAGCCUUGUCAGAUGCAUUUAGUCCAAGAUAUUGAUUUGAUUGUAAAGGGCACAACUCAAGACGGCAAAGUUAUCUUAGCACCUAUGGAUGUGCAUUCUGGAUUCUAUAUUUUGAGUUAUGAUUUGCAAAGCAAUGACUUGAGUAAGGUUGAAACCAAAGGAAUACCAGACCAUUGGUUCGAGAAAGAAUGUUGGUUUGACAAAGAAUGCAACUUUGACUUGAGGUUGGUGAAUGAGAGUAGUUUCAUCUAUUUGGAAACUUGAGCACUUGCUGUGUUAUUCACUUGAUUUUGCUUCGAUUUGUUUUUGUGUGUUUUCUACCGCUUUUUAGGGGUAAUUAUUCCAAAUAGGAAAAACAUUAUAUA
This is a messenger RNA of Raphanus sativus (radish), 1511 nucleotides long. Its product is annotated as F-box protein At2g40910-like. Bases 10 to 1410 code for a protein of 466 amino acids. The transcript is spliced from 2 exons. Gene Ontology annotation, molecular function: protein binding. The record is from RefSeq and is a predicted model, not a curated record. NCBI's taxonomy places the organism in Eukaryota, Viridiplantae, Streptophyta, Magnoliopsida, Brassicales, Brassicaceae.